Molecule: messenger RNA, 1368 nt
Organism: Mytilus trossulus (common blue mussel)
Lineage: Eukaryota; Metazoa; Mollusca; Bivalvia; Mytilida; Mytilidae
Exons: 4
Coding region: 75-734 (219 amino acids)
Source: RefSeq, a predicted model, not a curated record
CGUCACUAUAAUUUUGGCAACGUUGGCUAUGGGCCAGAUAUUUUUGUGUAAACAUUCGAAGGGAGAAUCAUGUUAUGAAAUUCAGGAUUAUUUUUGUGACGAUCCUGUUUAUAGAUAUAACAGCGCAGUAUUCUUUAUAUAUAAAAGAUGAAACCGUUUCAACAGAAAACAAGAGGGUUAUCCAAAGUCAUACGACCGACCAGUUAUACAUACAGAAUACAACACCAAUAAUCUCCAGUGAACGCGAUUCUGUUUUACAAAGACCCGAGACGUUGCCGAGUACAAACAUUUCCAGGAAAAAACGUCGACGUCGGCGGUUCGAUUAUGAAGACUCACAUGACUGGAAUUACGAUUUGGAUGAUUUAGAUUACGACGAAAAUAACAAAGAAGCAAUGAUAUCUGUCAUAACGAAGAACUGGAAGACACUGCUGUUCAAAGCUUUUGUUUGUUUGUGCUUUUUCUGCUUCAUAGUUUGCUGUUGUUACGUGUGUUGUAAGAACAUGUGCCGGACCAUCUGUGCCUUCUGUGGUCUGUUCUUUUCUAACUGUUUCAACAUAUGUAGAUUAUGUGGAUGUAUUAAGGACGAUCCAGCUUACAACCAAAUGAAGUUUAUAUGCAAAGCUAUGGGAAUGGAACUUGACUAUAAGACCUACCAGAACAUGAAGCAAAGUCUUGAAGAGACAAUUAUAGAACAGGGUUCUGAUCCUAACAACCUAGCAAAGAUUGCGGGCUAAAUACUAACAAGAAUAGUAAUCCAUGAAAGUUGCAGGGAAUCCAGAGAAAAAGUAUAGUUUGACGCAGAUAUCUAGAUUCGAUCCACGCGAAACACAUGUACAUUAGCAAAUAAAAUAAAAAUAGAAUGAAGCCAGCUAUAGGAAUGACAACGAGAAACUGCGAAAAACACGAGCUGUAGUGAUCAAUUUAUUAUUAGGAAUAAAUGCAUUAUGAUGAGAGAUUAUGUUAUGAGGUUUCCUGCAAUUAAACUAUUGCAUUUCUGCCUACUGCAAAAUUAGGAGAAUAAUGAUUUUGUUUGGUAAAAACAAGUAAACAAAUUUGUUAAAUUAUUCUUUGUGCAUGAUUCCACAAUUGUUUAAAGAGGGAAUAAGUGUACGUGUGCUCACUUUAUAGAAAUGUUAUGUUUCUUUUUAUUUUUUUUUAUUGAUGUAUCGGUAACAGCAUCUUUACAGCAGGACUAUACUUUUAGCGUUGUAGUCGCCUUCACAUAUACUCACAUACAUGUAUGCAUAUACAUGUAAAUUGGUGCAUAAACUAACAUUAUCUAGCUAUGGUUUUUGAUUAAAACACCAACGACAGUCGUUAAAAUUGGUUCAGUCAUUUUAACUGAAACACAGAUUAAAGAUAACCAAA